Molecule: messenger RNA, 1117 nt
Organism: Brassica oleracea var. oleracea
Lineage: Eukaryota; Viridiplantae; Streptophyta; Magnoliopsida; Brassicales; Brassicaceae
Product: protein LOL1
Exons: 6
Coding region: 385-852 (155 amino acids)
Source: RefSeq, a predicted model, not a curated record
GAGAGGUGUGUGUUUGCCCCACUCCUCGCAUAAUAAAACAAUCUUCAAACGUUUCACAAUUCACAUCCCUCUUUUCGAAUUUCCGGAUACAUACACACAAACGUUAUGUAACUGCAAAAAUACAUCAAAACGAGAUUCCACUAUUAGCUAUGUACUAGUCAAAGAGCGUCAUGGUGAUGGUGUGACCCCAAAAUGAUGAAAGUGAGGAAAUGGGAGAAGAAGAAUUGAAGAACACAAGAUGUGUCUUCUUCUUCUAAGGCAUUAAGAACAUCAACAAGGAGAGAAACCAUUAUAGAUUUAUAUAUAUAGAGAGAGAGAUAGAGAAGAAAGAGAGUUAUAAAAUUCUUUUUCCUUUUUUUUUUGCAAUAAUCCAUUGAGUGAAUAAUGCCAGUCCCCCUUGCACCAUAUCCAACACCUCCGGCGACGCUACUGGCUCCAGCAUAUACUCCUCCGUCGCCUGCAAAUGGUAGUACAGGUGGACAGAGCCAGUUAGUGUGUUCAGGUUGCAGAAACCUUCUGAUGUAUCCGGUCGGAGCAACCUCUGUCUGUUGUGCCGUCUGUAACGCCGUCACGGCCGUUCCUCCGCCGGGAACGGAGAUGGCUCAGUUAGUGUGUGGAGGAUGCCAUACACUUUUAAUGUACAUUCGUGGAGCUACAAGUGUUCAAUGUUCUUGCUGUCACACCGUUAAUCUUGCCCUGGAAGCGAAUCAGGUAGCGCAUGUGAACUGCGGAAGCUGCAAGAUGCUACUAAUGUAUCAGUAUGGAGCAAGAUCUGUGAAAUGUGCCGUUUGUACCUUUAUCACAUCUGUUGGGGGUUCGACGAGCACGACUGAUCAGAAGCUAAACAAUUAAAAGUUGGUAUGGAUCGUUUAUAUAUUGAAUUGUGAGAAAUAUAGAGGAAGAACCAAAUCCUUUUUCCCCUCCCCGAAGUAACUUGAAAUAUGUAUAAUUCGUCGAAAUUUCUGACUUUUGGUCUCUUAGUCGUUUGUAUAGAGUUGUCUCUCUUCAAUGUUUCUGUUUAAAUUACUGCUUCUUCUUUUGAGAAGAAAUUGAUUCACCAGUUUGUAAAAGCUAAACUUUUAUGGAUGAUAUUUCAAUUAAUGGGUUAAUGCAUUAA